AUGGCCGCCGCGCUGACCGACAUGGCCGACCUGGAGGAGCUGGCCCGUCUGAGCCCCCCGGGGGCGGCGGCGGCGGCGGCGAGGGGGGACGACGACGACGACGACGACGAGGAAGAGGAGGACGAGGAGCGGGAGGAGCGGCCGGUCCUCGGCCGCGCGGCCGCGGCGGAGCCCGCCCCGGGCAGCGACCGCCGGCACCGGCGCCACGACGACGAGGACGACGACGAGGACGAAGACGAAGAGGACGACGACGACGAGGACGACGACGACGACGACGCGGAGCGUGGGUUCGGUCCCGGCGGCGGGGCGGACGGCUCGGGCCCGCCCGGGGGAACGCAGCCCCCCCGGACCCGGACCCGGCCCCGGACCCCCGGACCCGGACCCGGACCGCCCGCCGGGGCGACAGGACAAGGAGCGGCCGCGGCCGCCGCCUCCAGUGGAGGAGGAGGAGGAGGCGGCCUGACUGUCCCCGCGGCGGCGGCGGCGGCGGCGGCGGCGGCGCCGGGCGGGGGGCGUCGGGGCAGCCUGGAGAUGUCGUCGUCCGACGGGGAGCCCCUCAGCCGCAUGGACUCCGAGGACAGCAUCAGCAGUACGAUCCCGGACGCGGACAGCACCAUCUCCAGCGGCCGGUCGACGCCGGCCAUGAUGAACGGGCAGGGGAGCCUGGCGGCGGGGGCCGCGGCCAACAAGAGCGUGGCUUACGGCUGCUGCUGGGAUCGCUGCCAGGCCCGCUUCGACUCCAGCCCCGACCUGGCCGACCACAUCCGCGCCAUACACGUAGAUGGUCAGCGAGGAGGGGUGUUCGUCUGCUUGUGGAAAGGCUGUAAAGUGUAUAACACUCCCUCCACCAGUCAGAGUUGGCUGCAAAGGCAUAUGCUGACGCACAGUGGAGACAAACCUUUCAAGUGCGUCGUGGGAGGGUGCAACGCCAGCUUCGCGUCGCAGGGCGGUCUGGCCCGCCACGUGCCCACGCACUUCAGCCAGCAGAACUCCUCCAAGGUGUCCAGCCAGCCCAAGGCCAAAGAGGAGUCGCCCUCCAAAGCCGGCAUCAACAAGAGGAGGAAGCUGAAGAACAAGCGGCGACGUUCAUUACCUCGGCCCCACGACUUCUUCGACGCCCAGACGCUGGAUGCCAUCCGCCACCGAGCCAUCUGCUUCAACCUCUCCGCUCACAUCGAGAGCCUAGGCAAGGGCCACAGCGUCGUGUUCCACAGCACCGUAAUAGCCAAGAGAAAAGAAGAGUCUGGGAAAAUCAAACUUCUACUUCACUGGAUGCCAGAAGACAUUCUGCCUGAUGUAUGGGUUAAUGAGAGUGAGCGCCAUCAGCUAAAAACUAAAGUAGUUCAUUUAUCAAAGCUCCCAAAAGACACCGCCUUGCUUCUGGACCCCAACAUCUACAGAACCAUGCCACAGAAGAGGUUGAAGAGGUAAAACAAGAAGAACAACAAAAGCCAGCAAGCGGGGAACCCUUGCAACCCUGGUGACUGACAAGGGCGUAGGACUCAAGUUGCACGUUGAUCUCCGCCCCCUUGGACUCUUCCUCCUCCUCCUUCCCCUCACCCCCCACCGCCAGUCCUUAGAGCAUAUUUAUGUUCAGCGUGAGUGUCGUGUGAAGGAAAUCGAGGCAUCGGUGGGGUAGACGGAUGUGCCACUGAAGUAUCCACCCUUUCAAGGAAUGAGAUAACGGGAGAUCGGGGAAAAUCCCUUGGCCGGCAAACUUCAGGCUCACCGCUUUACACCACCCCUCCCCUGGAGCAACUACUACAGUGUUUCUUUUCGGACGAAAAGGACAGAUGGUCACCCCCCGCUCAAAGGUGAGACCUCCCCUUGCCGAGGAGCGGAGGUCUUCGGCCCUGACGGCGUCCAUGGCACCUGGAGGUUAAAAGUGCGAUGGUUAAAAGUGCGAUCUCGGGAGGGUCUCGUCACUCAAUCGCUUCGAUCGAUGGAUGUGGUCCGUGGCCACGCCUAGCUCUCCAUUCUCUUUCAGCACUCCAAUAACCGUUUCGGGGGGUUAUUUGAGCCAACUCCCGAGUGUCGAAUAAUCGCAAUUAGCCCGGUUGCAACGUCUAAAGAGUUGGCAGAGUGUCUACCCAGUCACCGUUUGGGGGAACUAAGGUUUACUCACGGAGUAGAAUAUGUUUUAGUACUGACUUUUCUAAUGAAUCUGUUAACGGUUUUUGAAAAACCUCUAUUUCCAGCCAUUGGAUUGCUUUGGAUAUUUUAUUUUCGUUUAUAAGCCUAGAAGAUUUUUUUUUUUUUUGCGAAAGAGCGUUCGAUUGGUUUCGUUCCUGAAUUUAGUCUCUCGAGCUGAGAAAAUUGUAUUUUAUUUUUUUAAAAGAAAAAGAUUCUGGAAAUCAAAUCCUUUAUGCACCAAAGUUGGUUUUUGAAAAGGAAAAUGAAAUCAUUUUCUUGCUUUGGCAAGCAAGGAGCCAUAUGGAAUAAUAAUUAUUUUUUUUUUUAAUUGCAGAAUAGAAAUUUGUGUAACUCGUUAGUCUUGUACGGAGACAGAAAUGUUGCAUAGAGAUAAUAGACCAUUGCUUGUAAAUAAUCCAGCAGAUUUGUAAUAUAUUUUUAUAUUAUGAAACGUACUGUAGAUGUUUUUCUAGAGGCAUGAAAGGUAAAAAUGUAUAUAUUAUGGUAGAAAUAAUAUUGAAGGAUAUUGUAAUUCAGUAGUGCUGCCAGAGGGUUUGUUAAUAAAGCACCUUCCUUAACAAUAAAUGUCUUUUGCAGACUUAAAGGACUAUGUACUGCUACUGUUAAUGUCUGGCGUAAGAACAAAACACAUCAAACAUCCUUCCGGGCAUAUAAUUUAGGGCACUCGUUUUAUGACAGUGACUGAAAUCGGUGAAAGCAGUUACUGACUGUCGGAAGGCCCGACUGAUGGUAAAGUACAUGGUUUUAUGCAGUCAAACUGCCAAGAGAUCUUCCCGAAAUGAGGAGUUUCCCUGAGCGGCUCUGAACAGACGGGCCAGCGGGUUUUUUGGGUGGGUUUUUUGUUUGUUUGUUUCGUUUUUGUUUUGUUUUUUUCCUUGGUUUUUGUUUUUUGGUUGGAUUUUCUUUCCGACAAGGGAUUUUUUUUUCCAACCUGGGCAAAUUGAGGUGUGGUUCUUGGGGCCCAAAAUGGAAGGGGCUGGGAUUCAAGAGAGGUUUCACCCACGGGCCGGUGACCCAGGGGAACUUGCUGGGUUCCGAAGGGUUAAGGAUUCAUGAGAACGUGAGACUUGGGGAUCAUGGAAUGAAAUGAAGUGCAAAUAAAAAGCACCACUAAUGUAAGACAUUCUGGAACGGUUGUUUGAUAAGGGUAUUAUUCAUGCGCGCUGUAGCAAUGUGACUUUUUAUUUAAAAAAAAGUGUGUUUUUCUUUUAUAUUUUGGGUUUUUUUUUCUUUUGCUUGAGCACUUCAUCUACUGCUUUAUUCUAUACCUAUAAAGUAACCUGCAAUCUCCUUUGUUCUUAUUUUGAAUUUGUUAUGAAAUUGCCAAAUAGAAGUGUUUCAGAUAUAUAUAUAUAUAUAUAUAUAGUUUGUAUCUGUAUUUUUUAUUUUAUUGCUUCAUGUCCUUGUAAGUCAUUCAUAAUUGACAGAUGAUUGUAGAACUUGCCUGAGUAUUUUUUCUAAUAAAAAAAAAGCAAAUCAC
Messenger RNA from Tachyglossus aculeatus (Australian echidna), 3634 nucleotides. It is a transcript of the gene AEBP2, whose product is annotated as AE binding protein 2. Gene Ontology annotation, biological process: regulation of transcription by RNA polymerase II. NCBI's taxonomy places the organism in Eukaryota, Metazoa, Chordata, Mammalia, Monotremata, Tachyglossidae. Bases 1 to 1431 code for a protein of 476 amino acids. Gene Ontology annotation, cellular component: ESC/E(Z) complex. The transcript has 9 exons. The record is from RefSeq and is a predicted model, not a curated record.